AUGGAAUUGGAUAUCUAAAUAUUUGGAAAAAGAUAAAGGAUUUAAAUAAGUCAAAAUUCCUUAGUCAAGGAUGUUAUUAAUAAGAUUAUAAGAGAGCAAAAAUUAAUGGAAUAGAAUUAAUAAUUAGCUUUAUUUCUGAAUGGGAAGGAACUUUAAAAAGAAUUAAAGAUAUUAUAAUAAGGAAAUGUCUCAGGAGGAAAGUUGGAACUUAAAUAAAUUUAACAACCAUAAUAACAAUUAUUAGGAAUAAAGUUGGUAUAUAAUAAUGAAAUAAAAAUUGUUUAUGUUUAAAAUGAUUACCUUGUUUAAGUUUUAUAUGUGGAAGCUGAGUCUUAAUUUUACUUACAAAAAGAUUAAUUUAGACUCAUGUUAAAUGAACAAGAUCUGAAUGAAUAAAUUCUUAUUAAAAACUAUUCUAUAGAUGCAAGUUCUUAAGUUUUAGUAAAGAAAUUAAACUAAUUAAAUAAGCCAGAAUUAAUGAUUGAAUUGAGAAUAAGUUAUUAAAAAGAAACAAAAAUUAUUUCUAUUAAUAUUUAUUGUUAAGUAUUUGAAUUAGAACAAUAAAUUAAGAAAAGUUUUAAUAUUACUUAAGACAUAUGUAUAUUUAGUGAUAAAAUAGUUCUGCAACAAGAUUAAAAAUUGAUUGAUAUUACUUUUAAUAACAAUAAAUCUCUUUUAGUUCUUUAAAAAGAGGUGUAUUAAGGAUCAUUGAAGUAUGUUGAGAUUUUCUUAGAAUAUAAGGGAGUAAAAUAUCCUUUUGAAGUAUCUGAUGAUACAUUAAUACAAGAGAUUAUUAUUCUCUUUGAAAAUUAGUAGAAAGAAACGGGUAUUGGGUUAAAGUUUAAUUCGAAUAUACUGCCUCUUAAUCAAUCGAUAAGCACAUUGAAUAUUUAACAAAAUAGUACCUUGAUUGUUUUUAAAAAUUAAAUUGAAAGACAGAAAAAUAAUGUAUUAAAAAUAAAUCUUAGGAUUGCUGAAGAUAUUUAAAAAAUUGAGGUUGAUCCUGAUACAUUAAUAGAGGAACUUAUUUGUUAAAUUGAGAACAAUAACUAAAUUCAAAAAAUUGAAUUAGUUUUGGAAAAUGGAACAAUAUUACAUAGAGAUUAAACUUUUAAAUAUUAUAACCUUCAAAAUGAAGUAUAAAUCUAAGUUAGGAUUUAUUAGCAUUAAUAAUAUUAAGUGAAUAAUUAAUAAAUUUAAUUCGAUAUUGAAUUUUAAGGUAAAAGGAGUUAAUAUAAAAUUCCAAUCUAAACAUAGAUCUAUCAUCUAGAGAAUUGUUUUAAAAAUUAAUUAAAAAUUUAAAAUUAAAUAUAUUUUAUUUUUUAGGGUAAAAAACUUAAUUCAAAUAGAACUUUACAUGAGGAAGGUAUUAAAGAUGGAAGUCAAUUGAUAUGCGAAAUUUUAUACGAUAAAAAAAUCAUCCCUACCCAACCUUAGGAAAAUCCGGGUUAAAGAAAUGCAACCAUUAAAGUUUUGGAUAAUUAAGUAAAAAAUUAAAAUAACAAAAAAUUUUUUGUUUAAUACAAAGAUCAAGUUUAUGAAUUUUUUGGAGUUGAGAAUAUCUUAGUAAGCUAAUUUAUUUAAUCGAUUAAAAAUUAAUUUAAGAUAAGUCAUGAUAUAAAUCUUUUUACUAAAUAGGGGAUUUAAUUGUAAUCUUAAAAUUAUUUAUAUUAAUACAAUCUUUAAGAUAAAGAAAUACUUUUUAUAUAAAGUACAUGUACAUAUCCUUUGAAAUUGACAAUUAAGUACUAAGAUCGAUCGAAAAUAAUUGAUGUGAAUGAUGAUACCUUAGGAAGAGAUUUAAAUAUGAAUAUAAAAUAAUUAUUUUAGAUAAAACACGACAUUGAUUUAAUUGUAAAUAGAGACAAACUUAACCCUCAUUUUUCUUUGAAAUAGCAAAACUUGAAGAAUAAUAUGUGUUUGGAAGUUUAAGAGAAAAAAAUACAGAUUAAGGAUAUUAGUUAAUAAUAAAGUUAUCCUUAGAAAGAAGCAUAAUAAUAAUAUAUAUAAUAAUAAAAUCAUUAGAUGUAAUAAUAACCUUAGGUGUAAUAAUAAUUUUAACAUAAAUUAAUUAAAAUUUGCGAAGUUUAAAAUAACUAACCGAAUUAAAUAAAUAAAAAGGAGCACUAUAUUAUCAUUUUAUAAUAUAAAUAAAAUUAGCAAUAAAUUGAAUUAGAUAAAGAUGUAAAAAUUAAUGAAAUAGCUGACUAUAUCAAAAAUGUAUUUGAAAUUAAUCAUAAAAUUAAACUCACUUGUUAAGGAAAAAUAUUACAAGAUCAUUAAACUUUAGAAGAAAUUGGAAUAGAUGAUAACAAUGUUAUAAUUGUAGAAUGA
Paramecium sonneborni is the source of this 2334-nucleotide messenger RNA. NCBI's taxonomy places the organism in Eukaryota, Ciliophora, Oligohymenophorea, Peniculida, Parameciidae. The record is from the annotation of a GenBank genome assembly.